AUGGAUUCCAGAUUAGAGGAUGCGAGAUCCUUCAGAUCAGAAAUCGUGUUCACGCUCUUCAGCGAUCUCGGCGGCGAAUUAGAGAAUCCUGUAGGCUGCAUCCGCUUGGAAUUCGACGCGACUGCGCUGCCAUUUUUGUUGCUCUUCUUCUUCUUCAGAGCCGAAGCGAUUUCGGCAAGUCCGUCCAGAUUGAAGUCGAAUUUGACUGCGGGAGACUCCGCCGGCGACAGAGAGCGGCUCCUUUUCCCAGGCGCUGCGGUGGACGGAGGUGCCAGAGGUGUUGCUAGAAGCACCGCCGCAGAUGAUUUCCUGGUCGACCUCUUCCUCAUCUCUUGUUCUCCCUCAACCGUGUGCUGCUGCGAUUGA
This is a messenger RNA of Striga asiatica, 366 nucleotides long. The record is from the annotation of a GenBank genome assembly. Lineage: Eukaryota; Viridiplantae; Streptophyta; Magnoliopsida; Lamiales; Orobanchaceae.